CAGGGCGCUAGAGGGUCAGAAAGGACCCGCCUUUCCCAAACUGGGGCCCAGCAGGGUGAAGGUUGUUCCCAAGGCCACGUGAGGCUUCCUCGCCACCAAAAGCCCCAAAGAAGCAGGGCUAAUGCAAGCGGAAAGUUAAGGGCGCCCCAAGCUCUGAGACAGAGCGCCCUGCUGCCGGCGCAAGAGCUGAUCUUCAACAGCUGCCACCGCCGGCCGCCUAGUCCAGCCGAGCCGAGGUCGCGGCCGCAGAGCGAUGUCCCGCCACAGCCUGGACGGGCGUCCCCUCAGGCUGCCCGCGCCGUCGGCCCCGCCGCUUUCGCCGCAGUUGCUGCUGCUGCUGCUGCUUUUGGCUGCUGCCGUGCCGCGGAGCCUGGCAGGAGUCGUCUAUGCAACUGCGUACUGGAUGCCCACUGAAAAGACAGUACAGGUCAAAAACGUACUGGACAAGAAUGGGGAUGCCUAUGGCUUUUACAAUAACUCUGUGAACACCACAGGCUGGGGCAUCCUGGAGAUCAAGGCGGGGUACGGGUCUCAGGCCCUGAGCAAUGAGGUCAUCAUGUUUGUGGCCGGCUUUCUGGAGGGUUACCUCACUGCUCCACACAUGUAUGACCACUUCACAAACCUCUACCCACAGCUGAUUAAGAAACCUUCCAUCAUGGAUAAAGUACAGGAGUUUAUAAAGAAGCAAGAAGAGUGGACACAGAAUAACAUAAAAAAUUACAAAGAUGAUCCGUUUUGGAGACAUACAGGCUAUGUUAUGGAACAAAUGGAUGGGCUGUAUGUAGGAGCAAUGAAGAGGGCACUAUUAAGUGGAGUAAAGCCCAUGACCCUGUUCCAGAUUCAGUUCCUGAACGCUGUUGGAGACCUGUUGGAUCUGAUUCCCUCAAUUUCUCCCAGAAAAAAUUCCAGCCUGCAGGUUUUUAAGAGAUGGGACAUGGGACAUUGUUCUGCUCUUAUUAAGGUUCUUCCUGGAUUUGAGAACAUCUAUUUUGCUCACUCAAGCUGGUACACGUACGCAGCCAUGCUCAGGAUAUAUAAACACUGGGACUUCAACAUCAAAGAUAAAGACACCAGCUGUAGUCGCCUCUCUUUCAGCAGCUACCCAGGGUUUUUAGAGUCUCUGGAUGACUUUUACAUUCUUGGCAGUGGUUUAAUAUUGCUGCAGACCACAAACAGCGUAUAUAAUAAAACGCUCCUCAAGCUUGUGACACCCCAGUCUCUCCUGGCCUGGCAAAGAGUCCGAGUGGCCAAUAUGAUGGCCAAUGAUGGCAAGCAGUGGGCAGAGAUCUUUUCAAAAUACAACUCUGGCACCUACAACAAUCAGUACAUGGUCCUGGACCUGAAGAAGGUAAAGCUGAAUAACAGCCUUGAGCCAGGCACUCUGUACAUUGUGGAGCAAAUUCCUUCAUAUGUAGAAUAUUCUGAACAAACCGAAUUUCUACGGAAAGGAUAUUGGCCCUCCUACAACAUUCCUUUCCAUGAAAAAAUCUUCAACUGGAGUGGGUAUCCAAUGUUAGUUGAGAAGCUGGGUUUGGACUACUCUUAUGAUCUGGCUCCACGAGCCAAAAUCUUCCGGCGUGACCAAGGGAAAGUGACCAAUAUGACGUCCAUGAAAUAUAUCAUGCGAUACAACAAUUAUAAGCAGGAUCCUUACAGUAAGGGUGAUCCGUGCAAUACCAUAUGCUGCCGUGAGGACCUCAACUCACUUAACCCAAGUCCUGGAGGUUGCUAUGAUACAAAGGUGACAUUUAAAUUAGACCAUGAAAGAUGGGAUUUAGAAAUGCAGAAGAAGUCGUGCACCUUUCUGCUAACAGGUAAUGGGGAUGGGAAAGAGGGGAUUUAUAGGCAAACAAGUAUUAACCUUUACUUAGACAUGGGGUAUGUGAAGAAGAAAAGAUGAAUUUGGAAAGGAAGGUUAAAGCCAGAUGACGAAAAAGCAUGAAUACUAAGCUUAGGUAGUCACAAUGACUUAUCUAACACUGGACAUCAAUGUAUCUAGGUUUUAAGAGUACAGUGUUCAUUUUUUCAAAAAAGAUUCACGUGAGAGCCAGGAAAUAGGGAUAUAAGCGAUCUUUUUUUUAAGUGAAACAUAUCAUUGUUCACUGACUUUAGACUGGAAGUCAUGAAACAAGGUUUCCUUAACUGAAAUUCAUUUCACAAAAUUUGUUUUAAUAUGCAUUUCAUUAAAUGGAUAAUUUGUAUACACUGAAUAGUGAAUUCUGUGAUGGCGUGAUGGUAUCUUUUUAAUUUCCAUGCCUUCUCAAAGCUUAGUACCAGAAACAUGCACACAGGAAGAGUUCAGAAACGAUAUGCUGAAUAAUUUCAAGGAAUGUAAAUCUGCUGAAAUUCAUACGCCUAGUGGAAAAAAUUCAUACACACGUCUGGAAAAAAGUACAAUCUACAGUUAAAGAGCUAAAAUAAAUUUA
This is a messenger RNA of Hipposideros armiger (great roundleaf bat), 2426 nucleotides long. RefSeq names its product phospholipase B domain containing 1 (gene PLBD1). Lineage: Eukaryota; Metazoa; Chordata; Mammalia; Chiroptera; Hipposideridae. The record is from RefSeq and is a predicted model, not a curated record. Gene Ontology annotation, cellular component: extracellular region. The transcript has 11 exons. Gene Ontology annotation, biological process: phospholipid catabolic process. Bases 254 to 1900 code for a protein of 548 amino acids. Gene Ontology annotation, molecular function: glycerophospholipase activity.